Messenger RNA from Equus quagga, 1130 nucleotides. It is a transcript of the gene TP53RK, whose product is annotated as TP53 regulating kinase. Gene Ontology annotation, molecular function: protein serine/threonine kinase activity; ATP binding. The coding region runs from base 261 to 1022 and encodes 253 amino acids. The record is from RefSeq and is a predicted model, not a curated record. Gene Ontology annotation, biological process: protein phosphorylation. NCBI's taxonomy places the organism in Eukaryota, Metazoa, Chordata, Mammalia, Perissodactyla, Equidae. Gene Ontology annotation, cellular component: EKC/KEOPS complex; nucleus; cytosol. The transcript has 2 exons.
GCCAGCCGCUCAUCGAGAGUUGCCGAGGGUUUACGGAGAUAGCCGAAGACCUGGGAGGCGAGGCUACAAUAGCCAUUCCGAGGGGCAACGAAGGCUUCGAAAAGAACCGAAAGUUAGGAGGCGGAACCGCUUCCACAAGGCGGAAGUGCUCGCGUUCGAACAGCCGAAGAGGUCCGAGGAUUUCCGGAGCGAGCCGAAGCGUCGCCGACCGUUUCCGGAAGCAGCCGACAGGCUCCGAGGGGCGGUGCUGAGGCGCAAUCAUGGCGGCGCCCAGUGCUGCUGCGGCUGAGAAGAACGAGGAGCCGGCGCCGGAGGCCGAGGCGCUGGCCGCCGCCCGGGAGCGAAGCCGCCGCUUCCUGAGCGGCCUGGAGCUGGUGAAGCAGGGCGCCGAGGCGCGCGUGUUCCGCGGCCACUUCCAGGGCCGCGCGGCCGUGGUGAAGCACCGCUUCCCCAAGGGCUACCGGCACCCGGCGCUCGAGGCGCGGCUUGGCCGGCGGCGGACGGUGCAGGAGGCGCGGGCGCUGCUGCGCUGCCGCCGCGCAGGGAUAUGUGCCCCGGUUGUCUUUUUUGUGGACUAUGCUUCCAACUGCUUAUACAUGGAAGACAUUGAAGGCUCAGUGACUGUUCGAGAUUAUAUUCAGUCCACUAUGGAGACGGAAAAGUCUCCCGAGAGUCUCUUCAGUUUAGCCAAGACAGUCGGGCAGGUUCUGGCUCGAAUGCACGACGAGGACCUCAUUCACGGUGAUCUCACCACCUCGAACAUGCUCCUGAAACCCCCUGUGGACCAGCUGCGCGUCGUGCUCAUAGACUUCGGGCUGAGCUUCAUCUCGGCACUGCCGGAAGAUAAGGGGGUCGACCUCUACGUGCUGGAGAAGGCCUUCCUGAGCACCCAUCCCCACACCGAGGCUGUGUUCGAAGCCUUUCUGCAGAGCUACUGCGCCGCCUCCAGAAAGGCCAGGCCGGUGCUGAAGAAGCUGGACGAAGUGCGCCUGAGAGGAAGAAAGCGGUCCAUGGUUGGGUAGGGGAGUGUGUGUGACCGCUGCAGCCAGUUACGCUGUCUCCCUCCAAGUGAAUCCGAAGGAAUGCCACGAGGUUGAGAUUAGACCUAAAUAAAGCUGAGAUAUUUUUAA